UUUCAGAUAUGUUUCCUUCUCUUUGCCAUUCUUUACAUCGUUUCCUACUUCAUCAUCACAAGAUACAAGAGGAAAUCAGAUGAACAAGAAGAUGAAGAUGCCAUAGUCAACAGGAUUUCGUUGUUUCUGUGCACGUUCACACUCGCAGUGUCUGCUGGGGCUGUGCUGCUCUUACCCUUCUCCAUCAUCAGCAACGAAAUCCUACUUUCCUUUCCUCACAACUACUAUAUUCAGUGGCUCAAUGGCUCCCUGAUCCAUGGUCUGUGGAACCUCGCUUCUCUCUUCUCCAACCUUUGUUUGUUUGUCUUGAUGCCCUUUGCCUUCUUCUUCCUGGAAUCAGAAGGUUUUGCUGGCCUGAAAAAGGGACUCCGAGCCCGAAUCUUGGAGACGCUGGUCAUGCUCCUGCUCCUGGCGCUGCUGGUCCUGGGGAUGGUGUGGGUGGCCUCCGCGCUCGUGGACAAGGACGCGGCGAGCAGGGAGUCUCUGUAUGAUCUCUGGGAGUUCUACCUGCCCUAUUUGUACUCUUGUGUAUCACUCAUGGGAUGUUUGCUGCUUCUCUUGUGCACCCCGGUCGGCCUGUCUCGCAUGUUCGCCGUCAUGGGCCAGCUGCUGGUGAAGCCCGCGAUUCUGGAGGACCUGGACGAGCAGAUGUACAUUGUUGCCCUCGAGGAGGAGGCGCUGCAGAGACGGCUCGCCGGACUGUCUUCAUCAGUGGACUACAAUGUAAUGGAGCUGGAACAAGAACUUGAAAAUGUAAAGAUUUUUAAGACAAAAUUAGAGAGGCGGAAGAAGGCGUCGGCUUGGGAAAGAAAUUUGGUGUAUCCUGCGGUCAUGGUUCUCCUUCUCAUUGAGACGUCCAUCUCGGUCCUCCUGGUGGCUUGUAAUAUCCUUUGCCUGUUGGUUGAUGAAACAGCAAUGCCAAAGGGAACGAGGGGGCCUGGGAUAGGAAAUGCCUCGCUCUCAGCUUUUGGUUUUGUGGGAGCGGCACUUGAAAUCAUUUUGAUUUUCUAUCUGAUGGUGUCCUCUGUCGUCGGUUUCUAUAGCCUCCGCUUUUUUGGAGACUUUAUUCCCAAAAAGGAUGACACGACCAUGACAAAGAUCAUUGGGAACUGCGUGUCGCUGCUGGUCCUGAGCUCCGCUCUGCCUGUGAUGUCCAGAACCCUGGGAAUCACUAGAUUCGAUCUUCUGGGAGACUUCGGAAGGUUUAACUGGCUGGGAAAUUUCUAUAUUGUGUUAUCCUACAAUUUGCUUUUCGCUGUGGUGACAACACUGUGUCUGGUCAGAAAAUUCACCUCUGCGGUCCGGGAAGAGCUCCUCAAGGCCCUAGGACUCCAUAAGCUGCACUUAUCCAGGGCGCCCCGGGAGUCGGACACCGCCAAGCCGUCUGCCAAUGGGCACCAGAAAGUCCUGUGA
Molecule: messenger RNA, 1413 nt
Organism: Myotis brandtii (Brandt's bat)
Lineage: Eukaryota; Metazoa; Chordata; Mammalia; Chiroptera; Vespertilionidae
Gene: LMBR1
Product: limb development membrane protein 1
Exons: 16
Biological process (GO): signal transduction
Molecular function (GO): transmembrane signaling receptor activity
Source: RefSeq, a predicted model, not a curated record